Alnus glutinosa is the source of this 1135-nucleotide messenger RNA. RefSeq lists its product as uncharacterized. The transcript is spliced from 5 exons. NCBI's taxonomy places the organism in Eukaryota, Viridiplantae, Streptophyta, Magnoliopsida, Fagales, Betulaceae. The record is from RefSeq and is a predicted model, not a curated record. The coding region runs from base 233 to 1012 and encodes 259 amino acids.
CGAAAUUUCAUGCUCUCUAACGCUGACACGUACAUAUAAUAAGCAUUGACCAGGUUGAUUGCGUGACAAAGAGAAUGGAUGUGGUGUUUCUGCUGAUUAUAAAGGCACAGAGCCAGGGACGGAGAGAGGGAGAGAUUGUGCAUGUGUGUAUGGGUGUUUAGGGUUUAGCAAUUGCAAAAUAGUAGAAAGGCCUCGUUUUUUUAAGGCAGAGAGAGAGAGAGAGAGAGUAGCAAUGGCUCCACGAAGAAGACCCAGGGCUAGUAAGAAUUCACGAAUGGAUGCAGCCCUUGAUGCUAUGCGUCCGUUGGGAUAUUCUGAGAAAUUUGUUCGGGAAAUGGUCAAAGAGCUCCUGAAAGAGGAGCUUUAUGGAAAAGACGGUUGGUUCUUCAUUGAACAUGAUUCUUACAAGGUUCUACUUGAUCACAUCUUUCAGAAAGAGGAGAAUGAUUCUUUACAAGAUGAUGCAAGAUGUGGAGAUAAUAUCAAGAUACCAGCUGCUGGGCCCUCAACCUCAAGGGAAGUCAUUCUUGGAUCCUGUUCAAAUCCAGUGGCUACAUGCACUACGAGGCAGACCAAUGAGGCUUUAGAUUCUAUGUCACAGACUAGUGAAGUUCUGGACAUUGUAUCACUGACCAAUGAUCUUGAUGGUAAGGAACGAUCCCCACCAGCAGAAGGAGAAGAAAGGGGCUGGAAAGACAUUGAGUUGGGGCAGAAUUCUGGAGAAGAGCAUAUGGAUAAUGUAACUAGAAACAAUGACAAAGAUUCUGGUAGCAGUAAACUUCUUGUGAACACUCUUAUCUGCUCUCUUCCUGAUGUUCACUGCCCACAUCCGGUGGAUGUUCUCCCAGCCCGAAGGCGUAGACCUUGCUAUGGAUGGAUCAGCAGCGACGAUGAGCAAGAUCUUGUGCGCCUACCACAAGCGCCAUUACAGGAAAUUGCGAAGUUUUUCACUCGGAUGGAUGUGCCAAGAAAGCGCAAGACAAGGUGGGACGUUAGGCCUGAAGAUAUGUGAAGUGUUGUUUUCUCUUUCAAUUGUGUUUACGUAUGACCACGAAACAAGGUGACACUUGUCGAUCAUGACUAGCAAUUUAUGCUAGAUGCAUUAUGAAUAUAUUCUAUACUACGUACAUAUAAA